Messenger RNA from Panonychus citri (citrus red mite), 2989 nucleotides. It is a transcript of the gene Mmp1, whose product is annotated as stromelysin-1-like. NCBI's taxonomy places the organism in Eukaryota, Metazoa, Arthropoda, Arachnida, Trombidiformes, Tetranychidae. Gene Ontology annotation, cellular component: extracellular matrix. Gene Ontology annotation, biological process: proteolysis; collagen catabolic process; extracellular matrix organization. Gene Ontology annotation, molecular function: metalloendopeptidase activity; zinc ion binding. The record is from RefSeq and is a predicted model, not a curated record.
UUUUCUAGGUAAAAGAAAGGGCCAACCAGAAGUGUUCGGUUAUAACUGUUGAUCCUGUUCAACCUAAACUGUGAUCUUCUUCAUCCUCAUCCUCAUCAUUUUCUUAUUAAUCUUCUCUAUUUAUAUGUAUGUUGAAAACUUUUCUUCUAAUGUGAUUAUUAUCCAAAAAUAAUAUUCUAAAGUUUAUCAAAAAGUUUAAUUUAUUUUCUUUUUUAGAAUUUGUUUUUGUUACUUAUAUAAAUUGAAAGAAAUUUUUACAGAAAAAAAAAUUGUUACGAAAAAACUUUUCUCGUGAAAACUGCAAAGUCUCAAGUCAAUGUCAUUGACAACAAUCAACUUAACGUUGGAUCAACAGCAAUUAACUUAAUAACCACAAUCAAGCGAAAAAGGACUUGGUCAGAAAGAGAAAAGAAAGAGAAAAGUUGUAACUCAAUUUCUCAUCAAAACUUUUCUUCUUCUUCUUCUUCAUCUUCAUCACCAUUGUCGAGAGAUUAACUAAUUAACUGCCUUCCAAUUUAUCCUUCAAUCUCUUUUCUUUUUACAUUUAAUCCUUUUCUUUAUACACAUCAAAUUAAAUCUAUUUAAAUUGUCCUUCCGUCCAUCUAAUGACCAUGGACAGUAACACAAUUAGCCUAAUAUUUAAAUUGCUAUUCACUUUAGUAUUGGUUUGUAAAACUGUUACCGGUGAGCCAAGUCCAAUUACCAACGAUAUCAAUGCCAUGAUAUAUUUACAACGAUUCGGUUAUAUGAAUGAAAGUUUAGGAGCUGCUAAUUUAAUUGCAAUCGAUACUUAUCAAGAUGCAAUUAAGGAUUUCCAAAGAUUUUCAGGAAUUAAUGAGACAGGUCUUCUUGAUGAAGAGACAAUAUUGAUGAUGAAUACACCUCGAUGCGGAAACAAGGACCAUAAUGGUCAAGCUGAACACGCUCGUCGGCGGAAACGAUAUGCAUUACAAGGAAGUAAAUGGCGAAGAACUGAUCUUACAUAUCGAAUCUCCAAGUAUCCAAGAAAAGUGAAGAAAAGUCAAAUUGAUACCGAAAUUGCUCGAGCUUUUCAAGUUUGGUCUGAAGUAACUCCGUUGAAUUUCAUCCCCAAGAAAGAUGGUCGAGUUCAUAUUGAUAUUAAGUUUGUCGUCGGUGAACAUGGAGAUGGUGAUCCUUUCGAUGGACCUGGAAACACUUUGGCUCACGCUUAUUUCCCUCAAUAUGGGGAUGCUCAUUUCGACGAUGAAGAAUAUUGGACUAUUGAUUCAUAUACAGGAACUAAUUUAUUUCAAGUAGCAGCUCAUGAAUUGGGACAUUCAUUGGGUUUAGGCCAUAGUUCAACACGGGAAUCUUUGAUGGCUCUUUAUCAACGAUAUAAGCCAAAUUUCAGAUUAUCUAAAGAUGAUAUUCUUGGUAUUCAAUCUUUAUAUGGACCUAGGACUGAACCACAAACAACGGCACCACCUAAAGAAACACCAUACUCUCCUCCACCUCCACCUAAAUUUCCUGGAUCAACUCCUGAACCAGAUAUUUCUGAUGCUCCAGAUCUUUGUCAAGAUGGACGGAUUGACGCUGUUACCAGAAUCGCCGAUGGGACCACUUAUGUCUUUAAAGGAAAACAUUAUUGGAAAGUUGAAACUAACGGCCUGGCCGAUGGUUAUCCAAGAAGAAUCUCCGAUGAUUGGGAUGGUCUUCCAGGGGACAUUGACGCUGCUCUCACUUGGGCCGAUGGAAAAACCUUCAUUUUCAAGGGUAAUAAUUAUUGGCGUUUCCAUAAUCGUAAAAUGGACUCAGGGUAUCCAAAGAAUAUCUCUCUCGGAUUUGCUGGAAUACCAAAUAACAUUGACACCGCAUUUGUUUGGAGUGGAAAUGGAAAAACUUAUUUCUUCAAAGAUAAAUUGUAUUGGCGAUUCGAUAGUAAAAAUGACCCACCAGUGAGUAGCCGUUAUCCAAAGCCGAUUAAAAACUGGGUCGGAUUACCGAGUAACAUUGAUGCCGCUUUCAAAUGGGAAAACGGAUUAACUUAUUUCUUCAAGGGAACCAAUUAUUAUCGAUUCAAUGACAACGAUUUCGAGGUUGACAGUUCAGCUAAGCCGCCGUUCCCAAGACAAACCUCUGUUUGGUGGUUUGAUUGUAAAUCGGCUGCCAACUCACCUUUCCGUGGUAGUCUGAUCUCAGGUCAGAAUAGAUCAAAGUUUAUUGGAGCUUUAAUGUCCAACACUAUGGAUCAAGAUCUUGAAUCAUCGGCAGCAUCAUCUUCCUCAUCAUCGUCACAAAUUCAAUCCGAUUCAGGAUCAAUUGGUACAAUUUCUGGUUCUAGUUUAUCCUCAUCUUCUGGUAAAAAUGGGAAUCAUCAUGAUUCAAGAAUCUCAUCCGGUGAAGAGGACAAAGAAUGGACAAUUCAUGGUAGAUUUGACCAUCGUGACCUUGCUGCCGCUGUUUACAGUCAUGCGAUAAUCUGUAAGACUAACAUGAUACUAAUGGCCUUAAGCCUGUUGUUAACGAUCACCCGAAAAUUAACCGAAUCAUAGAUUUACCUCAAUUUACAAUUAAUCACCUUUUAAACAAUCUCAUCAGAUGAUGUUACAAUUUCCCAUUUAAAUUAACUAUUCAAAUGAUAAUCAACUUUCUCGCAGGUACAACAAUUAAAAUGAAACGUAAAUCAUUUUAAUUUGAUUUUUGUUUUCUUCUAAUGAUCAACAAAAUGAUAACCACCCAAUCAUCAUCAUCAUCAACAACAAUCACCCACUCAUAUCUCCCAUUCUGGAAUGAAAAAGCUUAAGAAAAACAAAAUCGGAUUAAAAAGACUCAAAAUUAACUAAAUUAACUCAUCACUCAUUUAGCUGAUCAUUUGAAAAUGGAUUAAGAAAAAAAAAGAAAACCUGAUUGGAUUAAUUAGAUCAGAUUCUAAUCAACGAAUUUGUUUCAUCAUCAACAAAUCAACUUCAUCUUCCAAACGAUCUCAUAAACAAUCAUCAUCAUCAUUUUUUUUUUGCUACAAUUAAAA